AUGAGCAGAAAAAGUCUAAAAUCGUUUCCAUCAACAAAAGAGAACGGACCCUCCAAAAAAGUAUUGGAAAAAUAUGGCGCUCCUUCUAAAGGACCACGAAAUCCACUUCAAGAUCUCUGCGACAAUAUACCUCAGCCAAAUAAAGCUUCCAAUAAUAUUAAAUUUCGUAAAUCCACCAGCAAAGUUCCUAGUGCGAAAACGAGUGAAGUGAAAACUGUGCGCUCGAAGUCAUCUAGUGCGGUAGAAACAAGAAUAAAAUGUUCCUUGGAGCCACAGAUUAUCACAGAACGCCAACCUGAUGACGACGAAAUUGUUAGCAACGAAGAUGACGUGUUCGUGGAGGAGAAACAUCAUCUUAACUAUUUGUCGGAAAGUAAGGAUGUCAAUCAUAUUUCAAAUGACGUUCAACCAGUGCCAGUAAUAAGAAUUACCCGUCCACCUGCUGAAGACAUUCAAGUUAGAAAACCAGCACGGAAAGUAACAUUGGUUAGAAAGCUUAGUAACAGGUGCAAACGUUGUACGGAGGAAGACUUGUACAAAGAUUGUCUUUACGAUGCUAACUAUUUUGAGGAGAAUUAUGCGUACAUGCUUGAAAGGGAGAAAUAUUUUGUUUUCCGAAAGGAUCUUUUAAGUAAAGUAUUUGAUUUUAACUACAGGGUGACUGUUGUCAACUGGUUAAUCAGUGUGCAACAAGUACUAAGGUCAACACAACCUACAUUUUUUAUUGCAAUACGUAUGUUUGACUGCAUGUUACUUUCUACAAAAAUUUCUUCAAACUUGUAUGAGUUAGUGGCAAUUACAUGCUUAUGGAUUGCUAAUAAGAGUUUUGAUGUUCAUUUCAUCCAGAUCCCGAAAUUAGUUUCUUUGUGUAAUGGAAAAUACUCCCGCCAACAGUUUCUUUCUGCUGAAAAACAAGUCUUGAAAGCAUUAAAGUUCGACACAAAUUUGGGAGAGCCAACUUCUUUUCUGUUCUAUUAUUUACACAGAGAAAAAUUAGAAAAUAAUCUAAAAGUUCGAUAUAGUGCUAUGUUUUUGUUAGAACUGUUUACUUUGCUGUUGGAUUUUUCGUCAUUAAGACCAUCACUGCUGGCUUGUGUAUCACUGUAUUUGGUUCUUGUAAAAUACGAUUUAGAGAAUAGUUCUUUUUUAAAUUACGUUAAUGGUAAUUUAAUAGAGAGAGAUAUAUUUUUACGUAAAUCUAACCAUUUGGAACAUUGUGUGAAGCAGUUACUAAUGUAUAAAGCUGCAACUGAGGAAGUCGUCAAGAAAUAUUCAACUGCAGGGACUUGUUUUGUUGCUAAAAACUUUGUCCAGAAUGAGUGAUCUUUAUUUUUGUAAA
Messenger RNA from Zophobas morio, 1339 nucleotides. RefSeq names its product G2/mitotic-specific cyclin-B3-like. The transcript is spliced from 6 exons. The coding region runs from base 1 to 1323 and encodes 440 amino acids. The record is from RefSeq and is a predicted model, not a curated record. Gene Ontology annotation, cellular component: nucleus; cyclin-dependent protein kinase holoenzyme complex; cytoplasm. Gene Ontology annotation, biological process: mitotic cell cycle phase transition; regulation of cyclin-dependent protein serine/threonine kinase activity. Gene Ontology annotation, molecular function: cyclin-dependent protein serine/threonine kinase regulator activity. Lineage: Eukaryota; Metazoa; Arthropoda; Insecta; Coleoptera; Tenebrionidae.